AUGCAUAAAGAUGAUGAAAAUCAAGAUAAUGUUACUGGUGUUGAGAAAUUGUCGAGACAAAUAAUUCAGAAACCAAGGAUAUUGGCUCGACGAGUUUGGAAAAGAUCCUCAAAUACUCCAGAUAGGAUUGAAAGCGCGCCUUUGGAUCCUAAACCAUGUUCGACAGAGAAGGAAGAAUUUGAAGAAAUUAGAAAUGAAGAAAUAGAUGACACUGAAGACAUAUUCAGUUGUACUGAAUUAGGUGAUAUGCACAAAGAUGAUGAAAAUCGACAUGCUAGUAGUGCUGAGGAACUAUCAAGACGAGUGAUUCGGAGACCGAGGAUAUUGGCUCAACGAACUUGGAAAAAACUAUCGAAUACUAUAAGUAGUAUUGAGACCACGGAUUUGGAUCCUAAACCAUGUUCGAUAGAGAAGAAAGAAUCUGGAAAUGUUGAAAUGGAUCAGGCCUCGAAUACUGAAGUAUUUGGCAUAGUGAAAAAAUGA
Brugia malayi is the source of this 483-nucleotide messenger RNA. RefSeq lists its product as uncharacterized. The coding region runs from base 1 to 483 and encodes 160 amino acids. The record is from RefSeq and is a predicted model, not a curated record. NCBI's taxonomy places the organism in Eukaryota, Metazoa, Nematoda, Chromadorea, Rhabditida, Onchocercidae. The transcript is spliced from 5 exons.